Molecule: messenger RNA, 4301 nt
Organism: Xenopus tropicalis (tropical clawed frog)
Lineage: Eukaryota; Metazoa; Chordata; Amphibia; Anura; Pipidae
Gene: frmd7
Product: FERM domain containing 7
Exons: 12
Coding region: 97-2229 (710 amino acids)
Source: RefSeq, a predicted model, not a curated record
CUGAGGAGGCUGCGCGUGCCUGUGUGUGUAACAGUGCUCUCUAUCAGGGAUGCUGCUUUUCUUCCCAGGAGAUCACACAGUCUCUUACAUCCAAGGAUGCUGCACUUGAAAGUGCAGUUUCUUGAUGAUUCUCAGAAAACCUUUGUUGUAGAUCAAAAAGCUCCUGGUAAAGAACUUUUUAACAUGAGUUGCAGUCAUCUCAAUCUAACAGAAAAGGAAUACUUUGGUCUGGAAUUCAGAAAUCAUGCAGGAUGCCAAAUGUGGCUUGGACUUUUAAAACCCAUAACAAAACAGGUUAAACACCCUAAAGAGACAAUAUUCAAAUUUAUGGUGAAGUUCUUCCUAGUGGAUCCAGGAUUGCUGAAGGGAGAGCUGACAAGGUAUCUCUUUGCUCUGCAAAUAAAAAAGAAUUUGGCAUCUGGAAAACUGCCUUGCAAUGAUAACAGUGCUGCUUUGAUGGCUUCCUAUGUACUGCAAUCUGAGCUGGGGGAUUUUGAGGAGGACACAGCCAGAAAGCAUCUGGAACAGAACCAAUAUCUACCCAAUCAGGAAUAUUUAGAUAACAAGAUCCUGAAAUAUUACCAACGUCAUGUGGGAAAGUCUCCAGCCGAAUCAGACAUGCAGUUGCUGGACAUAGCACGGAAGUUAGACACAUAUGGCAUCAGGCCCCAUGCAGCCAGUGAUGGGGAGGGCAUGCAGAUCAAUCUAGCAGUUGCACAUAUGGGAGUCCUAGUACUGAGGGGUAACACUAAGAUUAAUACAUUCAACUGGGCAAACAUCAGGAAGCUGAGUUUCAAGAGGAAACAUUUUCUCAUCAAGCUUCAUCCUCAUAUUGAUACUUUGUGCAAGGACACCCUUGUGUUCACAAUGGAGAGUCGUGAUGCAUGUAAAGCCUUUUGGAAGAGCUGUGUUGAGUAUCAUGCCUUUUUUCGUCUUUCUGAGGAGCCCAAACGUAAGCCAAAGCCAUUUUUGUGUAGCAAAGGCUCCAACUUCAGGUACAGUGGGAGAACACAAAAGCAAAUUUUUGACUCUUGGACAAAGGGAAACUCAAAGAACUUGCCCUUUGAAAGAAGGCACUUACUAGCAAAUCUUCAUGAGAGGCAAUGCAGAUCAUCUCCAGACCUUCUUACUGAAGUGGCCAAACAGCCAAAUGACUUCAAGUUGAUAUACACCAGUCGUCCUUGCUCCAGAAGUGCUAAUAGUGUUGGCUGGGACCCACCGAUGCAUAAGAACAGGAGAAAGUCAGCAACUGAAAUAAUUUUUUCUGCAGAUUUAGAAAGAUCAAAACCCAAUGAAGAGCCCACUAUUCUGCAACUAUCCAAAAGUAGCUGUUCAUUUCCUGGUUGUAGCUAUCUAGAUAUAAAGGAUAAUGCACCUAGGACAGGUUACAAUAAAAGGCCAUUGUCUUAUUAUGAAGACAGUAAGUAUUUUUCUGGAAACUUUAAAAGUAUGUCUGAAGGCUGUAUGAGGGAUGCAGCUCCUUUACCUUCAGCAAUAUACACAGAUCGAGUCCCUCUGCCACAUUCAAGUCAUCAGCUGAACAGCGAUUCUGUAGAUUAUUUAUGUUAUUCAGAUCAUUUGUCUUCAAUACCACAGCAAACGUCAGCCAUUGUGGAAGAAAUUGUAAGAUUAACUAAUAAACCUAGCACUUUCUUAGAAAAGUCUGCUAACAGAAGUCCAAGUGCUAGAAGAAUAAAAGAGUAUCACCAACCUGUGUAUCCCAGGACAAGUUGCAGGAGUAGUAUUAGCAUGGUUCCUAAAAGAGAAAGCCAAGUAACACAUGUAGAAUACACUCAGGAUCCAUAUCCCAAAAGAUCCUUGAGUCACUCUGAUAUGAAAUCUUCAUGGUUUCCUUGUGGAUCGGAAUUUAGGCCUCUGGGACCAUGUCCGAUACUAAGUAAAACAUCCAGCAUCUCAACAAGGCCAUUAGUCCCACAGCAUCUUCCUAUACCUCAUCAACUUCCUCCUCCACCUCCACCACCACCUGCUCCUCCUCUUCCUUUGACUGAAACAAAAAAAGUCCCAAGGACCACAGAGAGAUAUGUGUACAGUGGGACUGAAAGCAGCGAUUCAGAAACUGAAAUAAUAAACCCAUAUUACUAUGCCCUUUUUGGGAAACAUCGGUCACCCCUGACAAGAAUUAGACUGUCUUCUGGAAGUCUACAAUUAGAUGAAGAAGAAAAUAAUGCAAUAAAUUGGCAUAGCAGGGAAAACAGAAAAGGAACCUAGCAACCCUUUAAAGCCCAGGACUUUUUACAUGAUUAAAUGGAAUACUUAUAAAUAAUCAUUUGCUGUAAAAUAAGUGCAAGUAACAACAUGUUAAGCUACAGAUGUUCAGCCGUUGAUAAAACAGCAUUAUGUGUCUAGUAAUACAGUCACUUGAAGCAAAUUCUUCCCUGUAGCUCUUUUUUCUUUUAAAUAUGAGCUAGUAACUGUGUUGGAGAGCACUUUUUAUUUCACUUCUAGCAAAUAACUUGGCAAACAAAGUGAGGUAAUAAGUUUAUGUUUGCUUCUUACAGGGCACAAUGAAUAAAGAAUGGGGCAAAACAAUCAUAUUUGUUGGUUAGAUGGUUAAAGGAAAUGUAACAAACAUAUUUACAUGAACCGAGUAGAUAAAUGGGCACAAAAUUGUUUGUGUACACACACACAUAUAUAUAUCUAUAUUUCUUUUUUAUAGCAUUGGUUCAUUGUUGUAUAAUUUUCCGUUAUAUGAGAAACAAAGUGGCUUAUUUAUUAUCAAUCAUUAGGUUUGGGUAAAUCGAUAUACAAGAAAAUUCAGUGCGUUUUUUUAAACGAUUCACUUGAACCCAACAAUCAGUUCAUAAUAAAUCAGCCCCUACGUCUUCACAAAUUUAUAAAAAAAAAUGAGUACUGUGGUUUUGUUUGCCCAAUUGCAUCCUUCUUUCCUAUUCUUUUAGUUCCUUCCACAAAAUGAAUACCCCAUGGCAGAACAGUAUAUUAUACCCCAUAGUAGUACAGUAAAUAAUACUCCGUAGUAGUAGAGUAUUUGAAAACAUAUACUGCAAACCAAAAGGGCCUAUCUUGCCAUAAAGUCUCAUCUAUAUCUGACUGGAAUUACCCUGCAUUUUGCCAUAUUAAAACCUUGAUUUUGUCAUGCAAUGUGAUCAAUCAAGGAAAGAAAUAUUUAAUGUAUUAUUUUACUGGUUGAACAACAUUACCUUUAAAUCAUAUCUAGGUGACUUUAGGAUGGUUUAUUUGGAACCAAAUUUGCAGGCUAAAAUACCAGCAUUCACAGCUAUAUUAUGUUGCGCAUACAUCAAUGUAGUGGAAUGAUCUGUUUGGUUAUACCAAUGGAUUUCAUUGCUGUCGUCUCCUCUGCACCUAAUUCUGUUCUUCUUCCAGAGAACAUUGUACCAGCUGCUGUGCCACUUCUCUAAAUAUCUCAGGAGCAACACUACCUGCUUCUAAUAUAAGUGGAUGCUUGUUUGCCCAAUGAAAGGGCAGUUUAUGUGAACUGAAAAACACAAUAGUGAUAAUAAAACCAGAUAAAAAAUGAGGACAGCCUUCUGACAAGUUGGAAACCUUUGCACAUCUAUUUGGGAAUGUUUUAAGAGAGGUUCAUAGCUUUACUUUACCCCAAAACUACAGUUUCAUAUAAAUAAAAUGAUCCCAAAUGAUACAAAACCAUAGUUUUUCCAGUCUGAGCAACUGGAACAUUCAUAAUCAGCAGAUUAUUGAGGCUGCGUGAUUUUCUUUUAAAAUGUUCACUAUACACUGGGCAACACACAACAUUUCAUGCCCCUAUACACUUUUUACCAAGCUCUCUAUCUAAUAUAUAAUAACCUAUAUAAUAACCUAUGCCUUUCCCAACCCGGACCCAGCCUGAUAGCAAUUGGGAUCACAUAGAACAUGCUCCAAUGUUUUAGGACAGGGUUUUGAUAGAUUUUAAUAGAAUUUAAUUUAUGUUGCUUUGUGAAUGGGAUGGAUUUACUUUCUUUAAAAUUCUCCCAAACUCUGGGGGUGAUACUGCCAGCAGUAGAAAUGAAUGAUUUGUUGUUGAUUUGUAAAGUUGUUUCUGCAGUCAGCUUACAGCGGAGCAUGUCCUGACAUCUUUAAAUUAGUUCCAUAUUGUUUAACAAAUGAUAUUUAAGUAGGAUGCUUAUUUUAGAAUAUUGGUAAUGAUUUCCUAAUUUGUAAUAUCAAGAGGAGAAUGGUGAAUUCUUUUCCUCUUUUAUUUGAAAGAAAAGAAAAAAAAAAAUGCAACCUAGGGAAACUAAGUUGCAUUUUCUUUUACAUAAGAUGCCAUUUUCUUGGUUGUUUAUUUAAAUUUGUUUAUAUCA